AGGCCAAGGCAGGGUGCCUGCGAACGUCUGGGAGCCACCGUCCCGCGGCCCGCCGGGAGCCCCCCCCACCCCCCCGGCUUGCGGCGAUGUCCGGGUCGUACAGCCCGACCUUCUUCAUGCACUUCCCCAAGUACCACGCGCCGCACCUGAAGCCCGGGGAGGAGGCGAAGGACCCAGGUGACGAGAUGAAGCCCAAGUGCCUGGCAGCGUGCAGCAGCUGGCUCACGGAGUACAACUCCUGUGUCCAGCGAAUCUCCAUGCGCACGGACGGCAAAGGUGACUGCAAGGGUCAGUUCGAGGAGCUGAGCCAGUGCCAGGACCACUGCGUCGCGCACGAGCUGUUCGGGCACCUGAAGUGAGGGGCCCGGUGGUUGCCCGCCGCCGCGGCGGCGCGCCAGAGGAGAGGAGGAGGAAGCGGUGGAGCACGAUAUUUUUUGGCCGCCCUGGGAUGGCGGGCGUGUAUGAUCCGUAUUCGCCGUGCGCUGGCCCGCCUUCUACGGCCUGGCCCGCGCCGCCGUUCCCGAGCAGCGCUCUGCCCGCGCGGGGCCGCCCGGUGCCGCCUGGUGAGCUGCCGCGCGGCGUGGGGAAACCGCAGCCGGCCUGGACAAUGGGCAGGGCAUGAGGCCGACGAGGCACUUGCUUUGUCGCGGCGCCGUUUGUUCCGACUCGCGGCCUUACGUCUUUUGGAGGGCGCCUCGGCCACCAGAGCAAAUGCCGCCUCAGGCGCAGGACUUGCCGUGAGUUUGCCGCGGUGCCAGCGUCGUCGGAGUCGGCGUCAUCCGCGUGGGCGCGUUGACCGCCGGGCGACAUUUCUCCUCACACGAUGUUAUCCUCGUCCUGGCUUCGUCUCACAUAUGGUAC
Prorocentrum cordatum is the source of this 861-nucleotide messenger RNA. The record is from the annotation of a GenBank genome assembly. NCBI's taxonomy places the organism in Eukaryota, Dinophyceae, Prorocentrales, Prorocentraceae.